This is a messenger RNA of Danaus chrysippus (African queen), 1326 nucleotides long. NCBI's taxonomy places the organism in Eukaryota, Metazoa, Arthropoda, Insecta, Lepidoptera, Nymphalidae. The record is from the annotation of a GenBank genome assembly.
AUGUUUUGUCCCCAUAAGAAUUCAUAUCUGCAGCUCGUUUGUGCUAUAAAUCCGAGAGUCAUCAACAAAGCCGUGGAUCAGGCCAUGCAGAAAGAACACUUCGAUCUCCAUACUGAUCGCCCUCCAGCUAAGAGACUGGAAUCCAUGCAACCGUCUCUUUAUGCACCUCAUGUGGAUAUAACCAGAGCAUCUUUAGGUUUUGAACGUGUUGGUCUUAGACUCAUUAACAGGGACCUACACUCGCCCGAUCAUUUGAAGCAAUUACAGGCAAUACAUAGUAUUCUAGACCAGGUAAAAAUUUCAGAGAACGCUUUGUUUCUCAUAGAUCUCCAAGUUGUCUAUCGACUGAUUGACCUGAUGUUGCACAAAAAUCCGGUGAUACGGGAAAAGGUCUGCAUCAUACUAUCAUCGCUUUGUAACUAUUAUCAAGGAAGGAAGCAAAUAAUGACAAAACUUGCCGUCAUCGAGAAUCUUAUUUGGCUUAUAAUGCGAGAUCGCAGAGAGAUUAGGUACGCAGCGGCAUACACAUUGAGGUCUUUAACUAGAGACAGAUGUUCCAGCGAAUAUAUUCUACAAGGCGAAAAGAUAAUAGAAAAUUUGCUUAAAAUGAUAAAACACGAACAUGUCGGUAUCGUCGUACUGCAUUUGAAGACAUUGGAACAUCUUUUCGAAUGGGACCAAGAGAGACCGCUGAAAGCGAACGCGUUCAGACUUAUGGUGAAGUUGUUCGAAAGUAAAGAUCCUAGAAUAGUGAGCCGUUCGAUGGAUUGCUUGACGCAGCUGUGCAAACAUGAUGUAGGGAAAAAGUUAGCCGAUGCAUACGACUUGACAUUCACGCUAAAACCUUUCCUCAUGUCAUCGGCUUUAGAAAUCAAAAUAAGCGCGGUCGGUCUCAUGGAGUACACAACCGUGACGACUCGAUCUAAAUGGAGGGCCAAGGAAUGUUGUCUGGACCUGACCAAGCGUCUAGUAGUAUUGUGCCACUGCCCUAACAUACCUCUGCUUCAGUUGAGGAGCAUGCAAGUACUGAUCAAUCUCUGCGACUGCCCCGACAUCAGACAUCACAUGAAGUUACAUUGGGAGAAGAAAAUUGAGGCCAUAAAAAUACGAAGCCACGAACAAUGGGACGGAACUUCGGAAACCACGAGCUACUGCUUCGAAACAGGCCAUAACUAUAGAACCAUGUGUAUCGAAGGAGUUGAGACCAUAAAGAAUGAUUAUGGGGACAACGCACACGUUAUAAACGUUCACAGCUAUUUGCGACGUCUACACGAAAAGAAAUCACAGCUUCUUUACGCCAUCAAUUGGAAAUCCUAUAGAGAUUAA